Molecule: messenger RNA, 3032 nt
Organism: Gamsiella multidivaricata
Lineage: Eukaryota; Fungi; Mortierellomycota; Mortierellomycetes; Mortierellales; Mortierellaceae
Product: actin interacting protein 3-domain-containing protein
Exons: 5
Coding region: 220-2928 (902 amino acids)
Biological process (GO): establishment of cell polarity
Cellular component (GO): cytoplasm; cell tip
Molecular function (GO): cytoskeletal regulatory protein binding
Source: RefSeq, a predicted model, not a curated record
CCGUAUCAUAAGUUUCUUUGGCGAGUGAAUGUGACAGACAAGAUCACCUUCUCUAAUUUCCUGCCACACAUUACCCUCGACCUCAUUCACCUUUUUUUUUUUUCAUUCAUUCAAUUCUCCCCCCACUCCCUCCUCCUCUCUCUCCCCUCUUCCACCCUUCCUCCCUCCCACCUAUCCUGCGACACGUCACUUUCAGUUUCGGAUACUCCUCACACGAUAAUGGAUGCCACGGAUCCCAGCGCUCAACAUGCGCCUGCAGGGAACACCGUUCGGAGGCGUAAAACUGACCAAAGCACGGUAAAUCCCAUAGAGGCGACAGUGACGAAGCUGCUCGUGGCGACAAAGCAACUACUUGAAGGCUUGACCCUCUGGUCUAAUCGGAAAAUGACCGAGGAGCAGGUCUCUGACAUCUUUGUCCAGCUCGCCACGCAAUUCAAUCUGGCAAGCCAGGCCUUUCACGAGGUCCAGAUUGACACAAGUGAGCUCGCACAUAUCCCGGACGACUUGAGGAAUUGUCUAGAGACGGCCCUGGGAGAGGAGCCAUCGCCAUCGUCGCUCGACCAAUACCUGCCGCGGAUUAAAGAGGUCAUUAUCAAUCUCUUACAGGGUCUGCGUCUCAAACAGAAUAUGUAUCGCGAGCAGCACGAAGCAAAGGCGGGACGUUUACAGGCAAUCGUCAAUGCCUCUGGAAGAUCCAAGAGCAGUGGCGCCAGCUUUCGACAACCCAAUGGGACAGCAAAGUCCGCGGAAAGGGACGGUGGACUGAUCCCUACAGGCGCCGCCGCCCCUAUGUUCUCCAUCUCCUCCCCAAGCGACGAGCAAGGGCACGCCGAAACCAUGGCAUCGCUCCGUAAGAGUGAUGCUAUCACAAGGCGCGCCUCCUCUCGACGCCACUCUCAACGAUUCUCGACUUUACUGGAGCAGAAUGCGCCUCCAGUUCCUCGUCGGAAUCCCAUGACCGACCCCACAAUGCUGUCCUCCUAUUCGGGGUAUACCAGCUCACAGGGGUCGACUCCAGCGACAAGCCCGAAUGCUUUCUUGCAAUAUGGCCAGUUUCCAUUCAUGCCAAUACAUGACCAUCCUGGAAGCCCGGCUUUACCUUCCCCUGGCCUGAACCGGUCAUUGGACGGCAUGCCUUUGCCGCCAACGAAACCGAUGCCUCCUCUCCCUCCUCCUCCACCUCCCUCCUCAAGCAUCUUACAGAGUAUUCCGUCUUCACCGUCCUCACCACUCUUGGGCUCGUCCUCCAUGACGCAUACCACGUUGGUAUCUGAGGCAGCACAAUUGCCAUACCCGCCUGUUGUAGGCAAUGGAUCUGUAGAUGUAAUUCACGGCCCAGCAGCCCCAACAGCAUUAAGCUUUGCGGACGCCUCCAGUGUAUUAUCACCCCCAUUGACCGAUGGCCCAGAUCAGCACGAUAAAAGCCUGACGCUGUUCCUUCAGGUCGGAAAGAGCGUGAAGAAAACCAGGUUUGAGGGCGAAUUAACCCAUUCUGGACUUCGGAUGCUCUUCAUGGAGAAAUUCCAGUACAAUCCCGGACAGGAGGACUUUCCCACGAUCUACGUCAAGGACCCCAACACCAAUAUUCAUUACGAGCUCGAGUCAUUGGCGGAUGUGAAGCAGAACGCGUUCCUGUCCUUGAACGUCGAUGACCUGGAGAAUAUUCAGCGCAAGAUGGAUCAGGGCUUCGCUGCGCUUUCAAAGGAACUAAGCGAGAUCAAAAAAGCUCAUGAGGCUGCGGAAUCAGCGCGACAAAAGGCAGCCGUCGCAGCGAUGGCCAACCACCUUCCGGAGCGUGGCUCAGCCUCGAACGCGGAGCAUUCACCAAUACUCCGAUCUGUGGUCCAAAAGGCCCUGGCCAGGAGCAAGACUCUGGGAUCGGCAUCCUCGACCGCUGCUGCUGCCUUAAAUGCAGCCGCCACAACCACAACCACACAGGGCAAAGUUUCGGCCGCAGAACUCAAGUCGCAUUAUGAUGAAGUCCAGACAUUACGACGUGAUCUGGGCACUGUGCGGCAGUUGUACUCGGAACUCCAGAGCGAGACAAAGACCAUGCUCGGUAAUCUGGCCGGCUACACGACUCAGAUCCGGAAGCAGGCGUUUGAGCAGCCAGUUUCGUCCAGGGUGUUUAUUGAAUCGGGCAAAGUCAAGCUGGACAAGAUGUCGGAGGAUCUGACGAACAAGAUUGAAAAUCUACAGGAUGUGGUCGAGGAUAUGAAGAUCAAUGUGACGCAGAGGCGUGGUCGGCCGAGUGACAUCUCCAUUGCGUUUGUGGACAAGCAGUGUGAGGAAAUUGGAAAGGAAAUUGAGGAACUCUCGGACUUUAUUCAGUCAUUACGUCCUUCAUGGAAGAAGACCUGGGAGGUGGAACUGCAGACGAUCGUCAAGGAACAGAUGUUCUUGAAGGAGCAGGAGGCGCUGUUGGAGGAUCUCAAGGAGGAUCGUAGCUCACUCACGCAGACCCUCAGCAAUCUUAAGAAGGUCUUGGAGCUGCAGCUCAAGACCGGUGGGGGGUCGCGCGAGUUUGUAUUCCAACCUGUACCGGAUGAGGGUUUCCAGGGACUCAAGACGGUGAUGGAGGAAGUGAAGUUGAUUGAGCCGGACUCGGACAAGCGACUGAGGGCGAUGGCGCAGAUGGAGAAGCUGCGACAUAUCGAACUGUCAAACCGGAUCGAUGAGUUUGAGGAGGAGCUGACAACGUUCGUGGGUGCAAGUAAGCUGCGAAAGACGGGGGGUGCGCUUGAGGUGGAGAGACAGCGACAGCAGCGAGACCUUGAGAACUUGAAGGCCAUGUUUGCAAAGAAGAGCGAGGAGCAAGCCCCGAUACAAGAAGAAGUGAUACAAGAGGAAGUGAAUGUGCCAGCCAGCGGAGAUCCCGCCGUAGUACAAGCGGCAGAUGAUGAGGCAACAUUGUUGCCUGGACAAUAAAGCGGUGGUUUUGCCUGUGGCUACAUUUUAUUCUUUUAUCUUUUUUAUUUUUUGCCGUGCAGUAUUUUCUGCCGCUAUUCAUCUGUGUGGAACAACUCAUCCCG